This is a messenger RNA of Lagopus muta (rock ptarmigan), 5359 nucleotides long. RefSeq names its product interleukin 17 receptor D (gene IL17RD). The coding region runs from base 131 to 2377 and encodes 748 amino acids. Gene Ontology annotation, molecular function: interleukin-17 receptor activity. Lineage: Eukaryota; Metazoa; Chordata; Aves; Galliformes; Phasianidae. The record is from RefSeq and is a predicted model, not a curated record. The transcript is spliced from 14 exons.
CUGACGGGAGGCGUCUGGCCGUUCGGGUUGUUCUCGCGCGCGCGAUGAGCUGCGGGAGCGGGGCCUGGCGCCUCGGGGCGGCGGUACCUGUGUGGGGAGCGCGGGGGGACAGCCAGCACCGCGUCCUGUUAUGGUGGGGAUGUCCGUCCCGCUCCUGGGGCGGGUGCUCGUUGGGCUGCGCCAGGGAGAAGAGCAGCCACCAGCUCUUUUAAGGAUUUCAGAUGUGUCCCUAAUGGAGAGAACUUUGGCUCUGCUACGGAGUGGAAUUAGCUGUCUGGAUCAGGGCCUGUCAUCUGUCACCAAGAGCAAUGGGCUUCUCAAUAUCACCUUUAAAUAUGACAACUGCACUCCUUACCUGAAUUCAGUGGGUAAACAUGUGAUUGGAGAUGUGCAGAAUAUAACCAUCAGUCAGUAUGCGUGUUACGAACAGGUUGCAGUCACAAUACUUUGGACAGCAAAUGCCAUUGGGAUUGAAUAUCUGAGAGGAUUCCGAGUAAUACUUGAAGAGUUAAAGUCAGAGGGAAGGCAAUGUCAGCAGAUGGUUUUAAGAGAUCCAAAGCAGCUGAACCCAAGUUUCAAAAGAACAGGAAUGGAAUCUAAUCCCUUUGCAAACCUGAAGUUUGAAACAGAUUACUUUGUAAAGAUUGUGCCUUUUCCUUCCACUAAAAAUGAAAGCAAUUAUCAUCCAUUUUUUUUCCGAACUCGACCGUGUGAAUUAUUGCUACAGCCAGAAAACCUCAUCUGCAAACCUUACUGGAAGCCACGGAAUCUGAAUGUUACCCAGCAGGGAUUCAAUAUGCAAGUCUCUUUUGAUCAUGCUCCCCACAACUUUGGAUUUAGAUAUUACUUUCUUCACUACAAACUGAAACAUGAAGGGCUGUUCAAGCAAAAGGCCUGCAAACAGGAUCAAAACACAGAUACCACAAGUUGUAUUCUUCAGAAUGUAACUCCAGGGGAUUAUAUAAUCGAGCUGGUCGAUGACACUAAUACAACAAGGAAAACAAUGCACUAUGCACUAAAACCAGUGCAUUCUCCAUGGGCUGGACCAAUAAGAGCUAUUGCCAUUACAGUGCCUUUAGUUGUCAUUUCGGCGUUUGCAACACUUUUCACUGUGAUGUGCCGCAAAAAGCAGCAAGAGAAUAUAUAUUCCCAUCUAGAUGAGGAGAGCUCAGAAUCUUCAGCUUAUGGUGCAGGGCUCCCUGUGGAAAGACUUCGCCCCCGGCCAAAAGUGUUCAUUUGCUAUUCCAGUAAAGAUUGCCAGAAACACAUUAAUGUUAUCCAGUGCUUUGCUUAUUUUCUUCAGGACUUUUGUGGCUGUGAGGUGGCUCUAGAUUUGUGGGAGGAUAUGAAAAUUUGUAAAGAAAGUCAGAAAGAAUGGCUCAUUAAAAAAAUAAAUGAGUCUCAGUUUAUCAUCAUCGUGUGCUCCAAGGGAAUGAAAUACUUUGUUGAAAAAAAGAAUUGGAAACACAGAGGAGUAACCAAAGACACAGGGAAAGGAGAACUCUUCCUAUUUGCUGUGUUGACUGUUGCAGAGAAGCUUCGUCAAGCAAAGCAGAAUUCAAGUGACCUCUGCAAGUUCAUUGCAGUCUACUUUGAUUACUCCUGCGAGGGAGACAUUCCUGGUAUUCUAGAUCUAAGUACAAAAUAUAAACUCAUGGACAAUCUGCCUCAGCUUUAUUCCCAUUUACAUUCCAGAGACCUUAGUGUGCAGGAUUCAGAGGUGUUUCCCGCUAAUGUUAGUAAAAGGAAUUAUUUCAGGAGCAAAUCUGGUAGGUCUCUUUAUGUUGCCAUUUGUAAUAUGCAUCAGUUCAUUGAUCAGGAACCAGACUGGUUUGAGAAACAAUUUAUUCCCUUCUUUCCACAUCCUCUACAUUACUCCGAGCCUGUCAUGGAAAAAUUUGACUCAGGCUUGGUUUUAAAUGACUUAGUGAAUAAACAGGCGGCGGAUGAAGAUUUUUACCUGAAAACAGAUGUAAAUAUUAUUUCAGCUGGAAGUUCAGACUCUCAUUGUAUAAUUCAGCACUUAAAUCUUGGAGAAGACAUAGAAACUCAGGACAUUCAGGGUGGUGGCAGCUCUGUUCUUCGACCAUUGCUACAUGCUGUUAAAGCUUCCAAUCUUAAAGAUAUGCCUCGGGAUUCUGGAAUCUAUGAUUCAUCCGUUCCUUCAUCUGAGUUAUCUUUGCCUUUAAUGGAAGGACUACUGACAGAUCAAACUGAAACAUCUUCCAUCACAGGAAGUGUUUCUUCAUCAUCAGGUUUAGGGGAAGAAGAACCUCCUGUAAUCACUUCCACAAAGUUCUUAGUGCCUGGAAUAUGUAAAGCAGAACUUCAUUGCCAUAUCCAUACUGAUGAUCUGCAGGCAAUUGCUCCUUUGUAAUACAUCAGUACAUUGUUAUGCAUUGCCACUUUAUCAGCAGCCUCUGUGCUUUAACCACAACACUAUUCCAGCACUAAAUUUACUUGAAGGAACAAAUGCUCCCUGAAGACGACCUGUUAUUCCUAAGGGAUUUUUAUGGCCAGUAAAUUUGAUCCUAUAGGCUUUCAUGAUUUGAGAAAUGCAACAUGGAGGAAUAGAUGAGAAACAUUUCAGUGUUAUUCCUAUUACUAAUUUAAAUUUCUUGAUGUUAUACUGUUUAUAGAUGUCAUAAUAAAAAGUGACCUUACUUACUAGCCAUAAUCUUGUAGCUGGAUGUGAAAUUGUUUGGAAUAGUGAGUUCAGUAUAUUUUGUAUUCUCAGCCCAUAAUGUCGAAAGCUGACACGUCUGAUGACAGGAGUGUUGUAGUGAAUGAGAGCAGGAUAUUUUUAAGAAGGAAGAUUAAAAAAAAGUGAGAUCAAGAAAUUCUUCCUUCACAAAAUCUAACCAUGCAAGUUCUUGAUUUAGUGCAUUUUUUUUGCUAGUUUUACUAGAGGAAGUGAUUGGAUUGAUAAAAUACAGGCAGAAAGAUUGCAGAAGUUGUGUGCUGAAGAGCUGCUGUGCAUAGAAAUACCAAAGCUACAAUCAUAAGAGGCAAUUUGUUAGCAACUGGAAGAUGAAGGUAAUGCCACUUUCCUCCAGAGAAAGUCCUAGUACUCAUACUGUUAUUUUAUGCUAGGCUAAAUGGAAGAUUCUGUGGUUCUGUUAAAUUAUGUGUUACUUAAAGGAAUUAAGUUUUCAUUUUAAGGUCUAAGAAAGCUCAGUUUUGAAAAGCAGUUGUUUUUAAUGUUUUUACUUUGAUUUCUUCAAAAUUCCUACAAAUCAUAAUUGUUUUGUAAUUAUAAAGGUCUGUGUGGAUGCCAAUCAAAUCUUUCAUAGGUGGAGGAAAAAACAAACAAACAAUUCUUUCAUUCCUUUGUAGCAUGAAGUGGAAACCGUAUAUUGCAUGACCUUGGAAAAAAGAAAGUGUACUUAAUGGAAAAUGUGUAAUAGUACAAACCCACACUUUAAAGUAUAUCCACACACGCACACAGAAUUGAAGAAAGUGAUAUGAUUCUUGAUCUAAUUUAGGCAUAAUUUUUUUUAAAGCCACAGUAAUUCAUAAAAUCAGAAAAAAUAUCCUGUAUAUUGACAUAGUAGAAGGAAAUGGUAUUGAGUUUGCAAAAGUUCUCCAUUUUUCCUCCAAAGAAUGUAACAGCUAAAAUCCUUGUAAAAAGUAUUUUAAAAACAAAUAUGUAAAUACAUAUAUUAGAGGUUAGCUUACUACUAUUUUCAAGCAUUAGUUGCUCUAAAUAAUGUUAAUGAUGAAAGGAUCCCCUUAAUUACUACUAGACGACAGUGUGUGGACAUCAAAUGUUUUUAAAUACAUUUUUUGGAAAGGUGGAAAAAACAUUGGAAAGCCAAAGGUUCAAGGAAUAGCUGUAUGUUCAAUAUGUUGGUAUCAUUGCCAAAAUUGUACCAGUACAUAAACACAACAACUGCUGAAAAUAGAAUGCAGCUGAUAUUUGCAGAAUUUUUUUUUUUUGCAGAAAGUUUUAUGGUACUUUAAGUUAGAAGUGAAAUAUCAGAAUAAAACAUUUUUGUUCAGUUGGUUUCAUUUGGCUUUUCUUAGUAGUAUAGAAAGACUAAGCUGGGGUCCAGUUGUGUUAUCCAGUUAUGCAGGUGUCCAAUUUAUGCAAUUAUGCUCACCACACAAACAGACUUGAACCACUGUUCACACUCCACAUCUAGAAAUGGAGCUGAUAUUUUGAUGUGUGUUUAAUAUAGUCGUGCAACUGUAAGAAGCUGUACUUGUCUGAAAGUUCUGUAUUGGAAAGACUGGGUCUGACUUUUUUAAAAUAAAACUGCCUUAAUAUGAUUUUAUAAAAUUAUUUUCUAUGUAUCCUCAUGGAAGUUUGCCUAGCAUUACAUACUUACAUGUCAACUGAAAUCUGUCCACACAAACUGUGUAGCUAUAAUGAACUGCUUUGGGUGCAUUUUGUCAAUGAAGAUGCAAUAAUUAUCUAAGAUUUAUAUGCCUUUAUUAUAUAUAUAUAUAUUUUAAUCUGAAUGAAAUUCAGCAUUCCACUCAAUGGAUCCUCCAGACUGUAUUCUCAAGGAAAAGUCUUAAAACCACUUGUGUUCCUUGUGUUGCUCAGGUAAAUGAAGGCUUUUGUAACAGGCUCGUUCUGGUACAAUCAAACUUAAAGACAAGAAAAGUCGGUAAUGAGUCUAUGAAACUGUUAUUGUUGAGGAAUUGAAUUCCAUACUUGGUGCUUAGUUUGCAUGUACAGUAGCUGUGUUGAAUUGGUUUAUAUUUUGACUUUACAAGUUAAAUUUUUUAUACCUGCCAUCUUCUCUGUGCCUCUGUCUCCCAGUUCUGAAUUCUGCUCUUAUCGCUACAUAAAUCAGAGACGUUCUGAAGUGUCAUUAAGUACAUUUAUAAUUCAGGAGAGAGUUUCAAGUUACUUACCUGAACUGCACUUCUCCCAGGUGUAUUACCUAGAAGGAUGUUCUGCAGUCCUAUUUGUGUGCUGUGCUCAGAGUCCUAUACACAAGGCAUUUUGUGUUUGAAAGAAAAUGGAAAGGAGGUGCUGCUACAGUUUUUAGACCUUUGGUUUAAAGUAUGAGUAACCUCAGAAUGUUUUUCUGAUGUUUGGGAACUGCUGGCCAAAAUUAUUCUAGUUUGAGGAUGUGAAAAGUCAUGGAUCGAUAUGGGGUGUGCAUGUGGAUUGCACAUCUCAAAAAAAAACCUUUGAAAGUAAGCUCUUAUUUUUCCUUAUCUUACAUUUAAAUACUGUGGUGACUUGAUGCUCAAGUGUUCCCCUCUCCUCCUCCCCCCCAGAAAAAAACAAACUACCUGAGAACUUUGCAUUUGAGCUAUAGCAAUAAAACGUGCAUUGCACACAAUAUGUUUAUUUGAACUAUAAAUGAUCAGACCUGAAUUACUUCUAAAAGGUCAGAAG